Messenger RNA from Polypterus senegalus (gray bichir), 1925 nucleotides. RefSeq names its product dehydrogenase/reductase SDR family member 13-like. The coding region runs from base 67 to 1014 and encodes 315 amino acids. The record is from RefSeq and is a predicted model, not a curated record. The transcript is spliced from 5 exons. Lineage: Eukaryota; Metazoa; Chordata; Cladistia; Polypteriformes; Polypteridae.
CUGAGGUUUUGAACACGGAUAAACCGGAAAAACAGUUGCUUUCGAGAAAACAGAACAGUGCAAGCCAUGGUAACUUGGGUAGUACUAGGAGGGGUCCUGCUCGCUCUCUAUGUUCUGAUAUACUAUAACCUGAUUAGGUGUCCGAAAUGCAGGAGUUCUGCUAAACUAACGGGAAAGACUGUCAUCGUGACAGGUGCCAAUACUGGUAUUGGGAAGGCCUGUGCCCUGGAUUUGGCCAAACGAGGUGCCAGAGUGAUUUUGGCAUGUCGUGAUAAAGUCAAAGCUGAGGCCGCUGUUUAUGACAUAAGGAAGGAGAGUGGCAACAACGAGGUGCUGUUCAUGCAUUUGGACCUGGAGAGUCUUCAGUCUGUGCGAUCCUUUGCAGAAACAUUCCUGAAGUCAGAACCAAGGUUGGAUGUACUGAUAAACAAUGCAGGGGUGGUUGGAGGCAAAACGUCAUCUGAUGGCUUCAGCAUUGAAUUCAGAGUCAAUCACUUGGGGCACUUUCUCCUGACUAUCCUGCUGUUGGAUCGACUGAAACAAGCAGAAGCUGGGCGUGUGGUUGUUGUGGCCUCAGAAGCCCAUCACUGGGGGAGCAUUGACUCUCGUUUUCUGAGUGGGGUGGCAACAAAGAACACUAGCUGGUCUAGCUUCAGAUCAUACUGUGACAGCAAGCUGUGCAACAUCCUUUUUACUAGGGAACUAGCGAACAAACUGGAGGGAACAAAUGUAUCGUGUUAUGCAGUACAUCCAGGGAGUGUCUUCACAGAUCUUUCCAGAAAUAUGAAGUUUUGGCAGAAGCUGCUUUUCGUUCCAUUGGCUAAACUUUUCUUCCAAGAUGCUGAGAAUGGUGCUCAGACCACAAUCUACUGUACAGUUCAAGAGGGCAUUGAGAUGCUGAGUGGCAGAUAUUUUUCUCAAUGCCAGGUGAAAGAUGUCAGUGCUUCAGGUCGAGAUGAUGCCCUUGCAAAGAAGCUGUGGGAGGUCAGUGAGAGGCUUGUAGGAAUAGCAUGAUUUGUUAAAGGGGAUAUGUGCACAAGAUAUGUUGCUUUUGUGUAGCACUGUUACCUACCCAUAGAAGUUAUAAAUGCAGGUUUCUAGAGCACAGUUGGGUUUGAGAUCAGACAUUUACUCCUUCUGUAGUAGAUGCCUUUUAGAAAGCAGAACUCUAGACACUGUGUUAAAUAUAUGGCCUUUACUACCUACUCUUUAUCAUGACCUACACAUUAAAUUAGGACAGAUGUACCUGUCUAGGUAAAUAUUUGGAAUGACGUUGAUCAUCAGAAAGAAAAAAAGUACACAAUUGUACAGGUGCAGUUGGACAAGUCACAAUGAGCAGAAUGUUAAUUCUGUCUUGCUAGAAAGAUGAUGAAUAAAUUGGAGGUGCCCACCUAAAAGUGAAUACUACACAUUAAGGAACUGUACUGGCCUGAAUAAAGUGCUGAUGCCAGUUGGUUGUAAUUCUUUAACAUAUUGGCAUUAAUCAAUAACAUAUCCCACUGUAAAUGCAGCUUUACUGCAAAAGAAAUAAACUUAAAUUGUGAUGUUGAGUUAUUCAUACUUUGCUUAUAUACUAAGUGCUGUUAUGGGAAAAAUCAAAGGAAGACGGUGACAGGUGGGUUAAAAGCCGAGCCAGCCGACAUGUUCAGAUAGAUGAUUGUUAAUAAUAAUAUAAUUUGACCAAUGAAGUAUUUGUAAGGUUUAUAUUAUUAUCUCUAAUAAUCAAAUAUGUAAUGUUGAUGUAAGCACUUAAGAGCUCUUUAUUACUGUAGUAUGGAGAGCUUGAUGAUGUUACUGAGCCACUUGGCUGCUAAACCUAUCAAUGCAACCUGCUGUUAAAUGCUUUCUUUGCUGUAUCCUUGAUGUUUGCCUUGUCUCAUUCUGUAGCUACUUUGUUUCUGCCAAAAUUAUAAUUACUAGAAUCA